UUCAAAAAAGAAAAAAACACUGUAGGUUUAUAUAGCAUUAUUUGCACACAAAAAGCAUUUGGUUUCCUCCAACAAAAAGGAAGAUUUUUUUAUAUUUUAUGCUAUCAACAAAACAUAUUUCAUCGUCUACCCUACAUAGCUGAGUGUGUGCCAAAGACUCCUAUGGAAUCUCUUGGGAAAGGACAUAGUCUUUCUGAGAGUACUACCCCAUGCAUAGAGGCCUCUCCAGGUUCAAAUGAAGUGAUCAAAGAUCGAGAACAAGAGGCGAAACCCUGUCUCCAGUUAGAUCUAAAGCUAACUACAAGUGAUUGUGGUGAUCGUGGGCUCAAUAAAGAACUCAAUCUAAUCGAUUCAUUGAACGCAGUAGGUUCAACUGACAGUACAGUAGCAGAAACAUCCCAGCCAACGAAUGGUGAGCAACGAGUUUUCUCCUGCACCUAUUGCCAAAGGAAAUUCUACAGUUCACAAGCUCUUGGGGGGCACCAAAACGCUCAUAAAAGAGAGAGGACUUCAGUGAAAAGAGGGCAAAGGAUGGGUGCUCAUAUAGCAGCCUCAGCCGCGGCUUUUGGGCAUCCUUAUUUUCACCACAACCACUAUCCUAGCUUGGCUUCUCUUCCCCUAGGCGGCACAUAUAAUAGAUCUUUGGGAAUUCAGGUGCAUUCAAUGAUUCAUAAACCUUCUCAUAUUUCUCCAUCAGCAGGGUCUGGAAAUGUGUACGGACACCAGAGUUGGACUAGGCCUCCUAUAGACCAACAACCAGCAAUAGGGAAGUUGUCGACGGAGAAUUCCCUUGCAAUCACAACAGGAUCAACGAGUCGAGCUAAUCUCGGUAGGUUCAACGUAAUGAGGACGAUGAUGGGUUCUCCAGGUGAUGAAGUGAUUAGCAAUUGUUGGUGGUCAGGUGGAGGUAGUCUCGAGACAAAGCAGGAAGAGAUACAAACGGUUGACCUAUCCCUCAAGCUCUAAAUUGAGUAAUGUUUUUAAGAACAUGUAUAAAUAUACAUAUUUGUUUAUGGUCGAGAGUUUUGUUUACCCUUGACUUCUUUGGUAUCAAUUGUCAAUGUAUAUUUGGGUGAUAGAGAAGUUUUGUAGUUUGGCUUUUAC
This is a messenger RNA of Hibiscus syriacus, 1104 nucleotides long. RefSeq names its product zinc finger protein 3-like. The transcript has a single exon. Bases 163 to 966 code for a protein of 267 amino acids. The record is from RefSeq and is a predicted model, not a curated record. Lineage: Eukaryota; Viridiplantae; Streptophyta; Magnoliopsida; Malvales; Malvaceae. Gene Ontology annotation, biological process: negative regulation of abscisic acid-activated signaling pathway.